This is a messenger RNA of Xiphophorus maculatus (southern platyfish), 3517 nucleotides long. RefSeq names its product family with sequence similarity 49 member A (gene cyria). NCBI's taxonomy places the organism in Eukaryota, Metazoa, Chordata, Actinopteri, Cyprinodontiformes, Poeciliidae. Bases 233 to 1204 code for a protein of 323 amino acids. Gene Ontology annotation, biological process: regulation of actin filament polymerization. The record is from RefSeq and is a predicted model, not a curated record. Gene Ontology annotation, molecular function: small GTPase binding. The transcript has 12 exons.
UCUCAGUCAGUUGUUGUCUGUUGCUGCUGGGGACACACUGAGUUGGAAAGGUCGGUGUGUGUUAAUGCGUGUGUGUGAAAAGUGUGAACUUCCUAAACUAAACCAGACCACUUCACGCUUCUCCGCCUACUUCAGUGAAAAUACUACCCAGUGGGACCAACACCAACAGGGAACAGGAAACGAAUGAUCUAGACAACAACCUGAGGUCCUCCACUGGAGAAGGUUUGCUGGAAUGGGUAACCUGCUAAAAGUCCUUACAAGAGAAAUAGAGAACUAUCCACACUUUUUCCUGGACUUUGAAAAUGCACAGCCGACAGAAGGCGAGUGUAAGGUGUGGAACCAGGUGAACUCGGUCCUGCAGGACUCUGAGAGCAUCCUGACGGGGCUGCAGGGGUACAAAGGGGCGGGGCUGGAGAUCAGAGAUGCGAUCCAGAAUCCCAGUGACAUGUCACUGCAGGAGCGAGCCUGGAACUCCGUCUGCCCGCUGGUCAUCAAACUCAAGACGUUCUACAGUUUCUCCCUCAGACUAGAGGAGGCUUUGAAGAGUUUGCUGAAGUCGCUUACUUGCCCGCCCCUCACUCCUACUCAGCAUCUGGAGAGGGAGCAGGCGCUGGCCAAACAGUUCGCUGAGAUCCUCCACUUCACUCUGCGCUUUGACGAGCUCAAGAUGAGGAUUCCUGCCAUUCAGAACGACUUCAGCUACUACAGGAGGACCAUCAGUCGGAACCGGAUAAACAACAUGAAUUUGGACAUUGAAAAUGAAGUCAACAAUGAGAUGGCCAACCGAAUGUCUCUGUUCUACGCUGAGGCCACGCCCAUGCUGAAAACACUGAGCACCGCGACGACAAACUUUGUGUCGGAGAACAAAACUCUUCCACUGGAGAACACGACAGAUUGCCUCAGCACCAUGGCCAGCGUGUGUAAGGUCAUGCUGGAGACGCCGGAAUAUUCGAGUCGCUUCAGCAGCAAGGAUACACUCUUGUUUUGCAUGAGGGUGAUGGUGGGAGUGAUCAUCCUUUACGACCACGUCCAUCCAAACGGCGCCUUCACCAAGUCCUCCAAGAUAGAUAUGAAAGGCUGCAUAAAGGUGCUGAAGGACCAGCCGGUCGACAACGUCGAAGGACUCUUGAAUGCUCUCAAAUUCACCACCAAACACCUGCACGACGAGUCCACUCCAAAAAACAUCCAGUCAAUGCUCCAGUAACAUUUUCUUUUUCUUUUUAUAAAUAUUGAUAUGAAGAGGAUCAUUCUGCUGACCUCAGACAAGAUGUAAAUGUUUACAUUAUUUUUUAAAAAUGGUUUGUUGUUCAUACUUGUGUGUAUUGUGCAAAAAUCCUACACCCCAGUUUAUUUUAGCCCUGCAGAUUUGAUUACUUUCUACUUUCCCACCAUAAAAAUAAACAAAAUAAAACUCAAAAGCAUCCCUUGAAAGGCUUUUAAAAGCUGCCUGUUGAUGACGUUCGCCUUCCCGGAUGGCGGGAAAUGAUCUCUGAAAGCUGCUGCCCAUGAGCAAGGCAGCAUAAAAUCCCAGCUGACGAUGAAAUUUAAAGUUGAGCUUCAUAUGAGAUUCUUCCGAUGCAGAGUAAAUAUUUGUUUUUGGGAUACCGACUUUAGAAAAUCCGUCUUCGGUUCACCUUUGUGACCUUUCCGAGAAAUGCGUUAAAGUCUCGGACGUCAAACCGACUUCAUCUCUGUUGGAGUGAAGAAUCGCUGAAGGGUGGGUUGUUGAAAGUGACUAUAAAUGAUCCAGUCAAAUGUUUUCUUGAGCUGUUUUUAAAAGCUACAUGCUGUGCCAUGUUUUUGGGUCAAUUUCAUCCUAACUGUGCUGCCCGUUUUUAGUGGCACCACUGGUUCAAAUCUUCAAAGGCUUAAAAUAAAUUCGUCUUUUAUCGCAGCAGCACGAUCUCACAUUGGAAAUGCUUGAAAGUUCAAUCAUUUUUAAUUUAUCCUCUGGCGAAACUACCAAUUUAGCAUAAAUUAAUUUAUUUGAAUUAAAAUUUCAGUUUUAGUGUAGCUUAUUUUGAAAAUAAUAAACUACGUAUAUCCACCAUCUGAUCUGCACCAAAUUCAACAAAAUGGAUACUAAUUCAGCUGCUAAAAUAUAUUUAUGAAAAAAUUGGGUGGGGGUGGUAAAAUACCUCUACAGCGCCCCCUAGGAGCAUUAAAAUAGUCAGCCACAGCCCAUGCUUUGACCGCUGCUUCUGAAAGUUGAUACAUCUGUGUAACUGAUCAAGACCUACAAAGAAACAUUUCUUGCAGCCAAUUAUUGUGUAACACAGUUUUUCAAUUCAAGAUGAUGCUACUGGAAUAAAAGAUGCAUUUCCACACGUCUUUACCAUGUGGGCCAAUAUUUUGAUGGUAGUCAUUCUUUUAACAGAAAGACCAAAAAUAUUUAAUUCUAAAUAAAUUAUAAUUAGUAAAAAAAAAAAAAAAGAGAGAUAUUUUGACCCUGUUGUUGGAAAUUUUAAAUGACAAAAAAAACAAAACUCACUUGUUCUCCGAAGUGUCCAGUUUUUUGUUGUUGUUUUGUUUUUUUACGUUUAAUUUUAAAUGUGACUGUUGACAUUGUGCUAGUCCUUCCUGAUGAAUCAAACUAUGGAGGUGAAGUGAAACAGGCCACCAGCACUGAACAGAUCCUCCAGCUGCCUCACCUGGUUGUGUGUGUGCGCGCGUGUUUGCGUGUGUUUGGGUGCUUACCUUACACUGCUCUCAAACUAGGUUGGACAAUCUGUGACUGUUAAACUGUGGCUCUUUUUUUACCAAUGACAGAUGGGGAAAGAGAGAGAAUGUGUAUUAAUGGACAUCAAUGUGUAGGGUAGUCGUUUAAAACUUUUGUUUGUUUCCUUUUUUACCACAAUCUGGAUCUCACGAUGGAAAUGCCAGAGGGCCGCCUUGAUGCCCUGCAUUGCCUUAAAUAAGCUGGCGAAGCAUGGAAAAACCUGUUUCAGUUGUGCCGAAUCCAUAAAGCCAUACAUUUAACCCUCCUGGGUGUCUUAGAACGACGCUGCGCAAAUAUCACGGUCAGGACGCUGAAUGGGUUAUCCCGUCAGAGCGUCAGUUUCCAAAACCACACAAAAAAACCCCUGUAAAAGCGCACGCAGGUUCAAUGUGGACCAGACCGCGGGAGGGUUAAAAUGAGCCGCAGCCACUCCUGUCCCUCCAUUAACGCUUUCAGACUAACAUCACCUUAACAUCCUGUUGUAUUUUCACAUGCAUCCAAUCAUGAGUGCGAGCCAUAUUUUUGAUGCAAUGAGAUUGCGGUAUCAUACAAGUCUCAUUUCUGACUGAAGAGACCCGCCCCCCUGUCUUCUGUCAGGGACCUUCUUUGGCCCCAACUGCUUGCUGAAUGAAAGACUUUGUUUUAAUUACUGAUCUUUUUGUUUUUGUCUUCAACUGACAGUUAUUGUUCAAUAUUGUUCAGAUUUCUGCUCACUGUUUAUGGAAGUUGCUUCAGCUGUGUUCUUGCGUACUGGGUGGGAGGUUUGAAUUGGAUAAUAAAGGUGGUACAUUUCUUAAA